Molecule: messenger RNA, 1451 nt
Organism: Brassica rapa (field mustard)
Lineage: Eukaryota; Viridiplantae; Streptophyta; Magnoliopsida; Brassicales; Brassicaceae
Product: putative nuclease HARBI1
Source: RefSeq, a predicted model, not a curated record
UAUCACAUUUUUUAAACACAAAAUUUAUACACAAAAUUUUACGUUUCAAGCAAGUCAAUGGCAUCUGGUUCUCAUAACCCUUUUGAGGCAUCAGAUGAUGAUGAUGAAUUUGAUCAAUAUUUCGAUCAAACUUUCGAUCAAUAUUUCGAUCAAACUUUCGAUCAAACUUUCGAAGAUUUUACCAAUGAUUAUGCUAAUGAAGAAGAAGAAAGGAAGAAAAGGAAGAAACGCAUAUAUAUCGAAAGAAAUCGUGAAGAAGGCGAUUUACGGUUAUGGAAAGAUUAUUUCUGUGACACUCCUACAUAUCCUCAAAAUCUAUUCCGACGACGUUUUAGAAUGAACAAGCCAUUGUUCAUGCACAUUGUUGACCGACUCUCCAACGAAGUUCACUUCUUUCGCCAAAAGAAAGAUAGUCUUGGAAGGCUUAGUCUCUCACCACUCCAAAAGUGUUCAGCAGCCAUUCGUCUCUUGGCAUACGGUAGUGCGGCUGAUACGGUUGACGAAUACCUCCGGCUCGGUGAAACUACAGCUCGGUCUUGUUUGGAGCAUUUUGUGGAAGCAAUAAUAAAUUUGUUCGGCGAUGAGUACCUACGAAAACCAACACCGGCUGAUCUUCAACGUCUUCUUGAUAUGGGAGAGUAUCGUGGAUUUCCCGGGAUGGUAGGAAGCAUCGAUUGUAUGCAUUGGGAGUGGAAGAAUUGUCCCACUGCUUGGAAAGGCCAAUAUUCUCGUGGGUCGGGUAAACCAACAAUCGUUUUAGAGGCGGUUGCUUCGUAUGAUCUCUGGAUAUGGCAUGCGUUUUUUGGACCUCCAGGUACUUUAAAUGAUAUCAAUGUUCUUGAUCGCUCACCUGUUUUUGAUGACAUAAUAAAUGGUCAAGCUCCGCAAGUCACUUACUAUGUCAAUGGAAGAGAGUAUAAUUUGGCUUACUAUCUCACUGAUGGUAUUUAUCCGAAAUGGGCAACUUUUAUCCAAUCUAUUCCGAUGCCACAAGGACCGAAAGCGGUUUUAUUUGCUCAACGUCAAGAAGCUGUCCGCAAAGAUGUCGAGCGCGCUUUUGGAGUCUUGCAAGCUCGCUUUGCCAUAGUUAAAAAUCCGGCACUUUUUUGGGAUAAAGUCAAAAUUGGGAAAAUUAUGAGAGCUUGUAUCAUACUCCACAAUAUGAUAGUGGAAGACGAACGAGGGAGCUAUACUCUAUCUGAUGUUUCAGAGUUCCAAGGAGAAGACACCGGAAGUUCACAUGUCGAUCUCACGUAUUCUACAGAUAUGCCUACGAAUAUUGCCAAUAUGAUGGGUGUUCGAACUAAAAUUCGAGAUAGACAAAUGCAUCAGCAACUGAAGGCGGAUUUGGUUGAACAUAUGUGGCGUAAAUUUGGACGUGAUGACGACAACAACUGAGCUUCAAUUUUUUUUUUAAUUCUCGUUUAAUUUAGUUAUCUUUGUUUGUAUGC